Messenger RNA from Prorocentrum cordatum, 310 nucleotides. NCBI's taxonomy places the organism in Eukaryota, Dinophyceae, Prorocentrales, Prorocentraceae. The record is from the annotation of a GenBank genome assembly.
GUCAUGGACCAGUGCUCGCGGCGGCUCCCUCGGCGCGGGGCGGGCCGCGCGGACGUGCGCCGCGCUGGCCGGGCUCGGCGAGCGCGGGCCAGCAGGGUGGAAUGUCGUCGAGCUCUCGAAGACGGCCGACGGCUGCCGGCGGGUGCAGGACGCCCUCGGCCUCGCCCCGCUGCACCAGAAGCGGAUCGUGGAGGAGCUGCGGGGACACGUCUGCGAGCUCCUGGGCUCUCCCCACGGCAACCACGUGGUGCAGCUGGCCGUGGUGCUGCUGCCGCCGGGGGCCGUGGACUUCGUCCGCAGCGAGAUCCUA